This is a messenger RNA of Aureococcus anophagefferens, 390 nucleotides long. RefSeq lists its product as hypothetical. Lineage: Eukaryota; Pelagophyceae; Pelagomonadales; Pelagomonadaceae. The record is from RefSeq and is a predicted model, not a curated record. Gene Ontology annotation, molecular function: protein binding. The annotation marks the transcript as partial. The transcript has a single exon.
UUGGGAAGUGUGUACCGCUGCGGUCACUACGGCCUCGUGAAAUCCGAUAAGAAAGCCGCGAAGAUUUACCGGCGCGCCGUGGAGCUUGGGGACGUGGACGCGGUCAUUAAUCUUGGGUUCUUGUACGAGACUGGGAGUGGCGUCAAGCUGGACAAGAAAAAGGCGGAGCGGCUGUAUCGGGCGGCCGCGGAGCGAGGCUCCGCACUCGCGCAACGCAAUUUAGCGUGCGUACUUGAUUCUGAAAAGAAAUUCGAAGAAGCGUUCCGGUACUACGCGCUCGCGGCGGAUCAAGGCUAUACCGAUGCGGAGCAUAGCCUUGGCUGGUGUUACAAGGACGGAGAAGGCACGGAAGUCGACCUCGGCAAAGCCAGAUACUGGUUCGGGCGCGCC